AUGGGGCGAACGAUCUUUCCUCUGCUCCCGCCAUAUGGCGCCCAGGAUCCCAACCACGGACACAUCAUCCCUCUAAACCCUGACGGCAUCACACCAUAUCUCGGUCUGAAGGCUCGCCUCUCGCAAGUAUGGCUGAACCGAUGGACAAUCCUUCUCCUUCUCAUCCUGGCCCGAGUUCUCAUUGCCGUCGGCGGAUUAGAGACAGACAUGGGCUCGGCCAAGCGUGAAGCGUUGUCAGCAUGUACAUCCGUGGAGUCGAUGGGAAGCGCGAUGGCAUCAAUGCCGCAUUAUUCAUCCCGGGGAAUUAAUGAGGUCACGGCAUCGACCGUCGAGGCUGCUGUUCGGGGACUUAAAUCAACGUUAAUGCUGAUGGUAACUGGUGUUGAGGAGAUCAUUCUCUUCAUCAUCAACGUGAUGUACCAGACCUACCUGUGCCUCAUCACCAUGGCCGUCCGAGGUACUGUGGACGUUGGCGUUGGCCUACUAAAAGACGCCACGGGCUUCCUAAACUCCACCGUCAAAGAAGUCGGCCACGACAUCGCAAGCGCUGUCGACACAUUCGAAGACGGUCUGAACAAAUUCCUCGAUACAGUAAACUCCGUCGCCAGCGUCUUCGGCGGCAGCGUCCCCGACCUCAAUAUCUCAAGCUCCAUCGACAAGCUCGAAAACGCCCAACUCCCCUCCUCGAUCAACGACGGCCUCGACAAGAUCAACAGCUUGAUCCCUACUUUCUCUGAGGUGCAAAAUUUCACGGAAAACGUCCUCCGCUGGCCUUUUGAAGAAGUCAAAAAACUCAUGAACGAAUCUUUGGGUACUUACGAAUUCAACCGCUCCGUCCUCCCCGUCCCAGCAAAAGAGAAAAUGCACUUCUGCGACGGCAACGACGGUAUAAACUCCUUCUUCGACGGCAUCGGUGACCUAGCAACCACAGCUAAAAAGAUCUUCAUCGCCGUGCUCGUCAUACUAGCCGUCCUUUUCUGCGUCCCAGUCGCAUGGUCUGAGAUCCGCCGCUGGCGCACAAUGAAAGACCGCUCGCAGCUAGUCCGCAAAGAAGCUCACGACCCAAUGGACGUCGUCUACAUCGUCUCCCGUCCCUACACAGCAGGAGCUGGUAUCAAAACAGCAAGCUGGUCCAGCAACAGCCGUCGACAGGCCCUCGUCCGCUGGGCGGUCGCAUACGCAACAUCCACACCAGCGCUCUUCGUCCUCUGCCUAGGCAUCGCAGGUCUCUUUUCUUGUCUCUGCCAAUUCUUGCUCCUUCGCGCUGUGCAAAAGACUGUCCCCGAGUUGACCUCUGAAGUCGGCGACUUCGCAGAUACAGUCGUCGACUCGCUCCAAAACACCUCAGCGUCAUGGGCCAAUGAUGCCAACGGCGCAAUUUCAAACGUUAACUCAGAUAUCAACAGUGAUGUUUUCGGCUGGGUGAAUACCAGCACAACAGCCGUAAACGACACCUUAAACACCUUCGUCGACAAAACUACGGGAGUCCUAAACGAUACCUUCGGCGAUACCAUUCUCUACGAACCAAUAAUGGAUGUCUAUGACUGUCUCAUAGGCCUGAAAGUCGCAGGCAUCCAAAAGGGUCUUACAUGGGUUCAUGACCACGCACAUAUCGACUUUCCGCUCCUCCCCAAUGAUACGCUCUCACGCGGUGCACAGGAAAGCAUCGACUCGGGAGGCCCCGGGGAUAGUUUCCUCACGGACGCAGGCGACGAGACAGCCGAUAAAAUCACCUCGGUCGUUGCGCGGGUGGUUAAAAAGAUCGAAGAGGGCAUAAAAACGGAAGCGAUCAUCUCUACUGUCAUCGUGUUGAUUUGGGUGCUUGUUGCGUUGAUGGGUAUCUUACGCGCGGCGUUUUUGUUCUUCAUGCGCGAUAAGAACCGUGGUGAGGGAGGUGGAUUGCCGUCAUUGAGUCCGGGUCCGAAUUCGAAUCCGAAUGCGGGGAUGGGACCGGGGCCGGAUGGAUUCUUUGAUGUGCCGUUGACUGCGAUGCCGAAUUUAAAUGUGAAUGGGGUUGGUAGGGAUUAUGGUGCGGGUCAGCCGGCACCGAGGUAUGAGGCUAGUGUGGGUGCGAAGGGGGCAUCUGCUGGUGUUGCGGUUGUAGAUGAGGAUGUGUAUCCUGAUGAGAAAUUGGAUAAGUCGUAUGGAUUGCGGUGA
Messenger RNA from Aspergillus ruber CBS 135680, 2157 nucleotides. It is a transcript of the gene prm1, whose product is annotated as pheromone-regulated protein PRM1. Lineage: Eukaryota; Fungi; Ascomycota; Eurotiomycetes; Eurotiales; Aspergillaceae. The transcript is spliced from 2 exons. The record is from RefSeq and is a predicted model, not a curated record. The coding region runs from base 1 to 2157 and encodes 718 amino acids. Gene Ontology annotation, cellular component: mating projection tip.